This is a messenger RNA of Peronospora matthiolae, 1158 nucleotides long. NCBI's taxonomy places the organism in Eukaryota, Oomycota, Peronosporomycetes, Peronosporales, Peronosporaceae. The record is from the annotation of a GenBank genome assembly.
AUGCUGCGUUGUAUGAGGUGUUUUAGUCACCGAGGGGCUCAAGGCGACGUUCAAAAGGAAGACGACACGGCUACAGCUUUCGUCCCUGCAAGUAGCAGCACGAAUGCGAACGGGCAGCUGGGCAAGGCAUUGGAACCGAGGUUUGAAGACACUUAUGACACGCUGUACCAGAUUGGCGAGGGCAAGACUGGUCAAGUGUAUAUGGUGAAGAAGAAGAAGACGCAGCAGCAGCCUCAGCUUCGCACUGGAGCUGCUGAAACGCUGGCGGAAAAGCAGCUACGCGAGCGGGAGUGGGAAGACCUUGAGUUUGCGGCCAAGGUGGUGCAACGGGAGUAUCUUUGUACACCGAACCGUGUGGAAGCGCUGCAGUGCGAGUUGACCAUCUUGGCUCGGGUGAAGCACCCUGGUAUUCUUCGGCUUCGGGAGGUUUUCCAAGACAACGACAAGGUUGUUAUUGUAACAGACAGGGCCAAGGGCGGUGAACUGCUGGACGCCAUUUGUCGACCCGAAGCUCCGCGACUGCGAGAGUGCGACGUCGCUGAGAUCGUUCGGCAAUUGCUCAGUGUCUUGGCGUACUUGCACUUGAACGGUAUCACGCAUCGAGAUGUGAAGAUUGAGAACAUUUUGUGCAAGUCGAGGACAUGGCAGGACGGCGUCGUGCUCAUUGAUUUUGGCUUGGCGCACAUGGGCACGGUCGGUGGCGGUGCUGAGAUGUCCGGGAUGAACGGAACGCCGCAUUACAUGGCCCCUGAGAUGUUUCGCAAGACUGGCUGCUACGACUGCGCGAUUGAUCUCUGGGCUCUUGGGGUCGUCACCUACAUCCUCUUGUUCGGGCGAUUCCCUUUUGACGCGAAGUUCCUGUCUCAAGUUGAAGACAAGAUCAGUCAAGGCGAGUUUGAGUACCCAGCAGGGCUCACCUCGCAAGUAUCUCCACAAGCCAAGAAGUUUAUCGAGUAUUUGCUUGUGCUGAAUCCACGAGAGCGCCCUCCUGCGGCACUGGCGCUGCAACAUCCAUGGUUACAGGCGGAUGCCGCACCGAGUACGUUCUUCACAGAGGAGCACAUGGCUGCGUUAGCAAAAUACUCCGAAGGUAAGAAAAUGUUUAUUCCGCCGGCCACGUCAACGGAAUACUUGCCGCGUGAUCCUGUUGCCAAGUAA